Messenger RNA from Nerophis ophidion (straightnose pipefish), 4351 nucleotides. It is a transcript of the gene cpz, whose product is annotated as carboxypeptidase Z. The transcript has 13 exons. The record is from RefSeq and is a predicted model, not a curated record. Gene Ontology annotation, biological process: proteolysis. The coding region runs from base 236 to 2236 and encodes 666 amino acids. NCBI's taxonomy places the organism in Eukaryota, Metazoa, Chordata, Actinopteri, Syngnathiformes, Syngnathidae. Gene Ontology annotation, molecular function: metallocarboxypeptidase activity; protein binding; zinc ion binding.
CACACACACACACACACACACUGGAGCAGCGCAGUGAAAUCUGAUCAGUACAGCAGUAAAGAAGCCAAAGGCGCACAACUCUUUUUGUUUGAGGGAUGCUCUGCACCAACAAAGGAAGGAGUUUUCCAUGCCCUGGGUGGUAAUUACAGUAGCAUUCUUUUUUCUAGAAGCCUCUAAGACAUCUGCCACAUCACACAGUAGUGUCAAGCAGUGAGCGGCGCUAAAAAAAAGAAACAUGCUUUUUGGACUUUUGGGACUGUUUCUGGCGUUGACAAAAAGUUGUUGGUGUGCACCACAGCAAACCUGCCAUCCAGGAGACCACUUUUUGGGAAGAUGCAGCAACACUCAGACUGAAGAAAAACCUACUUGCACGGAGCUGAACCUGAGCUACUGUCAGGAUGUAGGCUACUCCAGAACGAUAUUUCCCAACAUCCUCGGCCACCGGACUCGUAUUGAAGCAGAGUCAGGGGCCGAGUACCUUCUCCUGAGUGUCAUCCACGGACUCCUCAAAGGCGAGUGCUCCCCUGACAUGCGUCUGGUGGGCUGCUCGGUGCUCGCAUCUCCCUGUCAGGAUGACAAGAUGAUCAAGCCAUGCCGCAGCACGUGCGAGGCCCUGAGGAGGGACUGUUCCCAUACCCUGGAGGCCGUGGACAUGGCCUGGCCUUACUUCCUGGACUGUGACCGCUUCUUUGCCAGCGACCAAGAAGGUUGCUUUGACCCGCUGGCGGCGCUGAAAGCCAAGCAAGAGCUUUCAAGGUCCAGCCUUUCAGCCGAAGAGCCGAGCACCAUCAUCCAGUUCACGUACUCGUCUAACACUCAGAUGUACAGUCUUCUGAAGAGAACGGCAGCCAAGUGCUCGCACAUCUCUCAAGUAUACAGCAUUGGGCGCAGCACCGAGGGCCGAGAUUUACUGGUCAUCGAGUUUUCCAACAAUCCAGGACAGCACGAACUGGUGGAGCCAGAGGUCAAGCUCAUAGGCAACAUGCACGGCAAUGAAGUACUGGGCCGCCAGUUGCUCAUCUACCUGGUCCAGUACCUGUGUUCAGAAUACACCUUGGGUAACCAGCGUGUUCAAGCCCUCAUCAACAACACCCGCAUUCACAUCCUGGCCUCCAUGAACCCAGAUGGCUAUGAGCUGGCCGCCGCAGAGGUAGAGGAUAACAAUGACCCGGAGCUCAUCAACCAGGAAGGUCACCUGAUGAAUGGUUGGACAAGUGGUCGCACAAACGCCCAGAACAUCGACCUGAACCGCAACUUUCCUGACCUCACAUCGGUCUUCUACCGGAACCGUCGGAGCAGGCACUACCGCACUGACCACAUCCCAAUUCCUGACGCCUACUGGUUUGGGAAGGUGGCGCCAGAGACCUUUGCAGUGAUGAAGUGGACAAGGUCAAUCCCCUUCGUCCAGUCCGCCAGUCUCCAUGGUGGAGAACUGGUGGUCUCCUACCCCUUUGACUUCUCCAGGCACCCGCAGGAGGAGAAGAUGUUCUCCCCCACUCAAGACGAACGGGUGUUCAAGCAGUUAGCUCGGACCUACGCCGAUGCCCACGCCACCAUGUCCAACAACGACACCGACAGGUGCGGAGCCAACUUUUACCGGACCAGGGGUAUCAUCAACGGGGCGCUGUGGUACAGUUUUGCAGGAGGCAUGUCAGACUUUAACUACCUGCACACAAAUUGCCUGGAGAUCACAGUGGAGCUCGGCUGUGACAAAUUCCCUUCAGAAGCCGAGCUUUACCCAGAAUGGAAGAGGAACAAGGAAGCCUUGCUCAGUUUUCUUGAGUCGGUCCAUCGGGGGAUUAAAGGAGUAGUGAAGGACGUUGAUGGUAAUGGGAUCAAAGGUGCCACCAUUUCUGUCAGAGGGAUUCGAAAAGAUGUCACCACAGAUGAAAGUGGAGACUACUGGCGGCUGCUGAGCCCCGGUACUCACAUUCUGACCGCCACAGCUAAAGGUUACUCCCGGGUCAGCAAGCGGGUUCAUUUACCCCACAGCAUGAACAAGGCCGGACGUGUGGACUUUGUCUUGAAGAAGGUUCCACUGGAGCCGGAUAUUGACGAUCACCUCUUCCCCAUCACGGACACAUGGGAUCGAUUUGACCCUUACAACCAGUUUGAGCGCGACGGCGAGCCAGAUUUGGCUGAGGGGGGCAUCGAGCGGCAGGAAAAACCCUGGUGGUGGAACUACUUCUCCCAGUCUGGCAUCGCACCCCCAAACUGGCUGUUGCGAAAUGUCUAAACUCAGCAUAUGUCACACAGCAUUUGUGUAGCACUUCCAGACAUAUCUAACAAAACAUAAAAAGGCUUUCUUCCGCCAGAUAUUUCAACAUGCAAAUUAGUUGUUUGUAUUUGAAGGAAAUCGUCUCCAAACAUUAUCGCAGUAACAAAGGGAGUUCUGGCAGCUGCAAUAAAAUUGCACAGAAAUUGUUGUUAUAUACAGUCUGGUUACCUAAUAGGCCCCAAAACUAUAGAAGUAGAAUUGUCUCACAUCAACUUAAAUAUCCAUCCAUCCAUCUUCUACCACUUGUCCCUUUUGGAGUUGGGGGGGGGGGGGGUUGCUGGAGCCUAUUUCAGCCGCAUUCGGGCGGAAGGCGCGGUACACCCUGGAUAAGUCACCAUCUAUCAUCCAUCCAUCCAUCCAUUUCCUACCGCUUAUUCCCUUUCGGGGUCGCGGGGGGCACUGGCGCCUAUCUCAGCUACAAUCGGGCGGAAGGCGGGGUACACCAUGGACAAGUCGCCACCUCAUCGCAGGGCCAACACAGAUAGACAGACAACAUUCACACACUAGGGACCAUUUAGUGUUGCCAAUCAACCUAUCCCCAGGUGCAUGUCUUUAGAAGUGGGAGGGGCCUAUCCCCAGGUGCAUGUCUUUGGAGGUGGGAGGAAGCCGGAGUACCCGGAGGGAACCCACGCAUUCACGGGGAGAACAUGCAAACUCCACACAGAAAGAUCCCGAGCCUGGAUUUGAACCCAGGACUGCAGGACCUUCGUAUUGUGAGGCAGACGCACUAACCCCUCUGCCACCGUGAAGCCCACAAUCGGGCUAUCAAUAUGAUAUUAAUAUGUAUGGUAAAUGGGUUAAACUUGUAUAGCGCUUUUCUACCUUCAAGGUACUCAAAGCGCUUUGACACUACUUCCACAUUUACCCAUUCACACACACAUUCACACACACAUUCACACACUGAUGGAGGGAGCUGCCAUGCAAGGUUAACCACGACCCAUCAGGAGCAAGGGUGAAGUGUCUUGCUCAAGGACACAACAAACAUGACGAGGUUGGUAAAAGGUGGUGAUCAAACCAGGAACCCUCAGGCUGUUGGCACAGCAACUCUCCCAACAGAGCCACGCCGUCCCCAUAUAUUGAUGGACAUACAAUUACAAAUAGAUAUGUAAUAUACAAAUAAAUAAAUAGUUUGUAUAAAUAAAUGCAUAUUUGUAAAUAUACUUUUGAAAUUUGAAAAUAUGUUCAAAUAAAAUUUAUACAUGUAAAGAUGUGACGUACAAAUAAAUCAAGAAUUUGUAUAAAUAAACGUGUUAAAUAUAUUUCUGAGAUUUGAAUAUAAAUAUGCUUGGUUUUGUAUUUGUAUUGAAUUUGCAUAUGUGCAUCGCUUUUUUCUUUUGUGUCGAUGAGACAUUCCUCCCACAAACCAGAUGCACAAAUAAAUUUGACCUUUACGCUUGCCUGAACAACCAGCAGAGGGCACUGCAGCCAGAGCCACACAUUGCACUGAUAAGAGAUCAGUAUUUACAUUGGGUCAAGGUCUUUCAACGGCAUUGAUAGAAUAAAAUAAACAUCUAGCACGACCUUUCAGUCUAACUGGAUGAAUUAGCAUUAGCUAAUACAACUUCUCUCUGUAAAGACGUGGAUUGUUUUUGUGCAGAUAACUCCAGGCAUUUUGCAUAUAAUGCUCUGUGACCCAGACCGCUCUGGCUGCAGUGCCCUCUGCUGGUUGGUCAGGGGAGUGUGUAGGUCACAUUUAUUUGUGCAUCUGAUUUGUGGUAGAAAUGUCUCAUUUACACAAAAGCAAAAAAGCGAUCAACUUAUGCAAAUUUAAUACAAAUACAAACACAAAAUCAAGCAUAUUCAUAUUCAAAUCUCGAAAUACAUGUUUGUUUAUACAAAUUAUUGAUUUAUUUGUAUAUCGCAUUUGUAUUUGUAUAUUUAUUAAUAAAUGAAUAUGUAUUAAUAUCAUAUUGACAUAUAUAAGUUGAUGUGAGACAAUUCUACUUCCAUACAAAACUAGUUACAGCCAUUUUAUAGUGAACACAACUCUGAAAAUUAGAAUUAGAAUGGCCACUUAUAAAGAACAGAUAUGUUUGCAUUGUUUUAUAUGAAAAAUAAAAAGUACAAAUCUGG